Cordyceps fumosorosea ARSEF 2679 is the source of this 1803-nucleotide messenger RNA. Its product is annotated as Arylsulfotransferase. NCBI's taxonomy places the organism in Eukaryota, Fungi, Ascomycota, Sordariomycetes, Hypocreales, Cordycipitaceae. Bases 1 to 1803 code for a protein of 600 amino acids. The record is from RefSeq and is a predicted model, not a curated record. The transcript has 3 exons.
AUGCCAUCGAAACACACAGCUGCUGCGGCCGCAGCGGUGCUGCUCUCCAUUGGGGGAGCAGCCGCGAACCGACCCGACAGUACCAGGAACGCGGCCUUUGGCAACGGAACGAACGGCCUGGCCCAGCAGAGAUUCCGAUCGAGCGACGUUGUCGCCCCCGUGCUGCAAGUGACCUCGUGGGACAAGAGCCAGACGGACGACUCCUCUUACAUCUUCAUCGGCGCCUCCUCGCACGACAAGACCAAGGCCGCGCCGAUGAUCCUCAGCGGCAAGGACCUGAGCCUCGUGUACGCCGACCAGCAAUACGGCGAGGUGUACGCUUCCUCGGUGCAGACAUUCAACGGCAGCAAAUACCUGACCUUUUGGGAGGCCUCGGGUGGUGCGGGUGGCAACCGCAGCGGCGACGGCCACUGGCUCAUGUACGACAGCAAGUACGAGCUCAAGUACAACUUCACCGCCAAGGGCUCGCGGGACCUCCGGGACGAUGUGCCGGACAUGCGGGUGACGCGGGACGACACGGUCCUGCUGGCCACCUACGAGACGGUGAGCUGGGACUGCUCGGCGGUCGGCGGCCCGGCGGAUGCACCGCUCCAGGACAGCGGCUUCCAGGAGAUUGAUCCCGCCACGAACGAGGUGCUCUUCGCGUGGAGCGCUCGCGAGCACUUUAACCUCGGCGACUCCUUCGCCACGUACGACACGGACUUUGGCGUGGGCUCCCCUGCAGGGUUUGACUUUUUCCACCUGACCUCUGUCGAAAAGUCGGAGGACGGAAACUACCUGGUUUCCAGCAGCCACCUGUCCGCCCUCGCCAUGAUUGACGGCCGGGAUGGGCACGUCGUCUGGACCCUGGGCGGCAAGAACAGUGACUUCAAGGACAUGCACGGCGGCAACGCGACGGCUUUUGCCUGGCAGCACGACGCCCAGCUGGUCGGCGGCGACGAGGUCGUGCUGUUUGACAACCACGGGCGGUCGUCGACGGGGCGCCCCGCCGCCUCAAGAGGUCUGCGGCUGCGGCUCGAUCUGGAGCAGAAGACGGUCGAGCUCGUCAAGGAGUUCCACCGCCCCGAGGGCGGCGUCAGGUCAGGUAGCGGCGGUGGCGUGCAGCUGCUCAAGGAGGGCCACGCCAUGGUCGCGUGGGGGGGGUCCGACGGCAGCCCAGCAGCCGCCUUUGUCGAGUAUAACAAGGCCGGGCAGCCCGUCAUGGACGUCCGACUCGGCUCCGACGACGACGCCAGCAUCACGACGCACGACGCGACGUACCGCGUCAGCCGCCACCGAUGGCAGGGCGAGCCGACCUGGCCGCCCAGCGUCGCCGUCGACGCGCCCUCCGGAAGCACCGCCGGCGCCACCGUGUACGUCUCCUGGAACGGCGCCACCGACGUCUCCCACUGGGCCAUUCUCGCCUCGGACACCCCCGACACGGUCAGCCACUACAAGAACGUCAUCGCGCGGGCGAACCGCACCGGCUUCGAGACGCAAAUCACCCUCGACAACGGCGAAGGCGGGGUCUCGCGGCGUUACAUUGGCGCGGCGGCGCUGUCGGCGGCGGGCGAUGUCAUGGGCGCGUCGUUUGUGUACGACAUGCGCACGGGCAGGGCGGUGAUGCAGGCGAGCGGCAUCACGACGGUCAACCCGCCGGUCAAGGCGACGGCGGCGGCUGGCGCGAUGGGCGGCUCCAUAUUUGGCGUCUCGAUGCUGUUUUACAUUGUCAACUACUUUUGGCGGCGAAAGGGCGGCGGCUCCUCGGCGGCGCAGGCGGCAGCGGAUCACGGCGCCUACGAAAAGGUCGGCAGCGCGGUUUGA